Hibiscus syriacus is the source of this 1392-nucleotide messenger RNA. RefSeq names its product E3 ubiquitin-protein ligase RGLG4-like. NCBI's taxonomy places the organism in Eukaryota, Viridiplantae, Streptophyta, Magnoliopsida, Malvales, Malvaceae. The record is from RefSeq and is a predicted model, not a curated record. The transcript has 11 exons. The coding region runs from base 161 to 1270 and encodes 369 amino acids.
CCCUAUAUUAAAAGAUCCCGUGGAAACCAAAUCAUUGCUUAAAGCUCCUAUUCUUGAAGAAGAAGAAGAUGAGAGUAGAUGGGUAACAAGUUCCAAUCAGAAGAGGAAGCAGGUGGGUGCAGGUUCAUUCCAUAAAACAAGCUCAGCCGAUUACUCCGCUAUGUCUCAAGGAGGUUCAAGCUCUCAUAACCAAUCUACAAAGGACAAGUACGGAUUCAUCUCUGAUAACUUCUCAACUUUUCCCCAGGUUACAGCAGCUUUAAGAGAGUCUGGACUAGAAUCAUCUAACCUCAUAAUUGGAAUCGAUUUCACCAAAAGCAAUGAAUGGACAGGCCAAGUAUCGUUCAAUCGCCGGAGUCUGCAUGCACUGGGUGAUACACCAAAUCCAUACGAGAAAGCCAUCUCCAUAAUCGGGAAGACCCUGGCUCCGUUCGACGACGACAAUCUGAUACCUUGCUUAGGCUUUGGCGAUGCAACCACGCAUGAUUCACAAGUGUUCAGCUUUCACACUGAUCACUCAUCUUGCCAUGGCUUCGAAGAAGUCUUGGAUUGUUACAAGAAGAUUGUUCCAAACUUGAGACUAUCAGGGCCAACUUCAUACGCACCAGUAAUUGAUUCUGCCAUCGACAUUGUGGAAAACAGUGGCGGCCAAUUCCAUGUGUUGGUUAUCAUUGCAGAUGGGCAGGUCACACGAAGUGUUAAUACGAGUGACGGAGAGCUGAGUCCACAGGAAGAGAAAACAAUCAACUCAAUUGUUGAUGCGAGCUCAUACCCACUGUCGAUUAUCCUCGUUGGCGUGGGUGAUGGACCUUGGGAUGAUAUGAAGAAAUUUGAUGAUAAGAUCCCUGCGCGCGGCUUCGACAAUUUCCAGUUCGUCAACUUCACUGAGAUUAUGUCGAAGAAUACAAGUUCGGAAGAGAAAGAAACAGCUUUUGCUCUGGCUGCACUCAUGGAGAUCCCUUUCCAAUACAAAGCAGUGAUGGAACUUGGUAUUCUUGGACAACGAACUGGUAAAGCAAAGAAAGUGAUUCCACGUCCUCCUCCGGUUUCCUAUCGGCCAACUGCUCGGCCAGAGGCGCCUGUUGCAACCAAUGUCUCAUCCACGCCUGCAUUGGAUGAGCAAACUCAGGCAUGCCCAAUCUGCCUUACCAAAGCCAAGGACUUGGCCUUUGGCUGUGGACAUAUGACUUGCAGGGAAUGUGGGUCAAAGGUGUCCAACUGUCCAAUAUGCCGACAAAGGAUUACUAAUCGUCUCAGGUUGUUUACUUGAUUUCCGUAUUAUUAUGACUUUUAUGUACAGACAAUGUACGUAGUUAAGGGAAGAUUUAUGUAUGUUAAUGCAUUUUGAAAAUACUAAUUUGUACAAAGUAUUGAAAGCAUUGGUUUGAAGAA